This is a messenger RNA of Sinocyclocheilus anshuiensis, 4059 nucleotides long. Its product is annotated as pleckstrin homology domain-containing family A member 7-like. The record is from RefSeq and is a predicted model, not a curated record. Lineage: Eukaryota; Metazoa; Chordata; Actinopteri; Cypriniformes; Cyprinidae. Bases 47 to 3916 code for a protein of 1289 amino acids. The transcript has 28 exons. Gene Ontology annotation, molecular function: protein binding.
UCUGAUAGCUACAAAGGGAGGACAGCGAGGAGGGAAUAUGAGGUAGAUGGGACUUUACACGGGAAUAAUGGCGGCGCCGCUCCGGCGGGACACCUUACCUGAGAACUACUGUUAUGGGGUGUGCAGCGACGGCAGGGUCUUUUUCAUAAACGAUGAGACGAGAAGCACUUCUUGGCUUCAUCCCUGCACUGGUGAACCUGUCAAUUCUGGACACAUGAUCCGAUCCGAUCUACCCACAGGUUGGGAGGAAGGAUUUACGAAGGAAGGAGCGAGUUUCUUCAUUGACCAUAACCAGAAGACGACUACUUUCAUACAUCCAGUGACAGGCCAGAUCUCUGCUGAGAAUUCUGAUUUCAGACUUCAGGACCAGACUGGACGACACAUGCUGAAGCAACCACAGACGACCACACGGCCCUCCAGCACCAUUAGUGAGGCCUCGACUACCGUCACCUCUUCAACUCUGGACACCACUUCAGGCUCAAAGGGAUCCAAGUCCAGUGGAAGGGUCCAUAGCUUUGGCAAACGGGAUCAUGCCAUAAAGCGGAAUCCCAGUGUUCCUGUAGUGGUACGUGGAUGGCUCUACAAACAGGACAGCUCAGGGAUGCGGCUGUGGAAGAGAAAAUGGUUUGUUCUAGCUGAUUAUUGCCUCUUCUACUAUAAAGACAGUCGUGAAGAGUCGGUGCUGGGGAGCAUUCCUCUGCCCAGCUACACUAUCGCUCCUGUGGGACCUGAAGAUCACAUUAGCCGAAAAUAUGCCUUCAAGGCUACACACACAGGGAUGCGCUCCUACAUUUACAAACAAAGCUCUGUGAUUGGCUCGCAGGCGGAGCACACUGGGAUGAGGACGUACUAUUUCAGUGCGGACACACAGGAGGACAUGAAUGGCUGGGUCAGGGCCAUGAACCAGGCUGCACUGAUGCAAACCCAUACAGUGAAGAGAGACGAGUCGGAUCAUCCAGACCAAGUGAACAUUUCCGAGAAACUCAAGCAGCAGGCUGUUCCUCAGACCAACCACAUCAACAGCUUCGUGAUUCCAGAACCCAAAGUCAUCCAAAGUGACAGGCUGCAGGAGGAGAAGCAGGAAGGAUUUGUUGGAGAAGUGGAGAUUAGGGUUGCUCCAAGAGAGAUGGAGCAGGCGAGGGGUAAAUCUCCAGCGAGCAGGAUAGUGGAGGUGGAGGUUUUAGCUCCAGGGUCAGCACCGGAAUCCCAAGUUCCCUCUCGAGCUCCUUCCAGGGCUGUCUCGACCCCGCCAGUGCUGAGGAACGGUACACCCACAGAGCAGAACGGCAUGCCUGGGUAUCAGAGGGGGCCUACACCUUCUUCUCAAACUCCUGUUCAGGUUCAGAGGAGGAGUGCACUGGAGCAGGUGGAGAACUGGGUCAAAGUACAGAAGGAAGAAAGCCAGGGGUUUGUUUCUACUGAUGGCACAGUCCCACGUCGGACCCCUCCCAUUCAUCCGAAGUACGGCACAAUAGACAAGUACCAGUCUUUACCAAAGACCACACGGCAAAGCCCAACAACUGCUCCCCAUCAGUUGCCCAGUGAAUACAAAUAUUCCCAUGACCGGCUUAAUCACUUCCAGAUGACCCACAGCCACACCCAGCGACCCGCGACGCAUGACAACACUGUGUGGCAGCUCUUCGAAUGGCAACAGCGACAGCAAUAUCGCCACGGCAGCCCCACCGCCCCCGUGUACACUCCGGCCCCAGACUACUCCACAGCCGUAUCCUCCACCAGAGUCAACUCUGACAUUGCUCGCUCUAUUUCUGUGCCUCCAACCCUGGCAGACAUCCCUCCACCCGGGCCUCCUGGGCCCAGACUGCUGUCUCCACGCAGAGCCCACACUCCUGCAGAACGCGUUACAGUCAAACCCCUGGAGGACAAGCCCACCGUGGAGGUGCCACCGUCAAACUCUCCUCACCGUCUACGCUCCUAUAAGUCGGCCACAAUAGAGAGACGCUCAAUGCCUCCAUCCGGCUAUAUCACACAUACAGUCAGUGCACCCAGCCUGCAUGGAAAAACACCACAGGAGCUCACCCUUCUCCUCAUCCAGUUACGGAGACACCAGGCCAUGAUGGCAGGUGUGCGCAACAAUGCGCUGGCCCACCUCCAGCAGUUGUCUCGGGUGAAGGCUGAUGACACAUACAUGCACUUGAAGAAGGACCUGGAAUAUUUAGAUCUGAAGGUGAGUGCGACAGAGAGUCUGAAAGGACGGCCGGCAAAGCCAGUGAAGGUGGCAGAAAGUGAUGUAGAUGUGACACUGAGUCGAUUGUGUGAACAAGACAAAAUACUGCAAGAGCUUGAGUUCAGACUCAGUGGACUUAAGGAUGAUAAGGACAAGCUUGAGUCUGUUCUGGAUGUGUCCCACCAGCAGAUGGAGCAGUACAAGGAUCAGCCAGCUCACGCUGAGAAGAUCGCCUACCAGCAGCGACUCCUUCAAGAGGACCUGGUGCAUAUUCGAGCUGACAUUUCUAGAGUGUCAACGGAGAUGGAGAGAGCGUGGGAGGACUACAGCAGGUUGGAGCAGUCAGUGGAACAGCUGAAGGACAUCCUGCAGACUCAGAUGAAUCUCUGCACUUCACCUCAGGAGAAAAAUCAGUUGAGGAGGGAGCUCUGGAGGAUAGAGGACGUGAUGACUGGACUCAGCUCAUCCAAAGAAACCUUCAAAAUCACCAUAGACUCAGUGAAGAACCCAGAGAGAAAACUUGUGCCUUCAGUGAUAGAGUCGACAGUGCCUUCUCGGUGCAUGACCCCGUCCGCAGUCGAGGUGUGGUCACCCCGACGCAGUCUUACCUCCAGUCCGUUAUCACUGCCCUUGGACAAUGAGGUUUUUCAGCAUCCUUAUUCUAUGCCAAAAUGGGGAGAGGAUGAUGCUCCACCCAGACCACCUUUGCCCCUCCUCUAUGAUGAAGACACACCCCCUGUUGUCCCGCCCUUACCUAAAGAAACAACGGUCAUCAGACACACUUCUGUCCGUGGCCUCAAACGACAAUCUGAUGAGAGGAAACGUGACAGAGAAAGCAGCUAUGUGAAUGGAGACUGCAGGGUGGAACUGCGGUCCUACCUGAGUGAACCAGAGCUUCCUGGAUCAGGAACAGAUCAAGUGGACCCAGGCUACUUGACUCUUCAAAGAAGAGGCCUGUCAGGCUGCUCUUCCAGAGUAAACCAGUACGGUGUGACUUCCUAUUCACUAAGGAGAGGAGAUUCAGCGUUAUCGACAACAGAGAGACCAAAGGGUGCCUUGGAGCGGCUGUGUUUGGGAGAGUCUCAGCCUGAUCACCCGCCGCAGAGAGGGAGGAUGAGUGUGGAGGAGCAGCUGGAGAGAAUGAAAAGGCACCAGAGAGCUCUAGUGCGUGAUCGCAAACGUAACUUGAGUCAGGGUGAGCGACAGCUUGUGAGCUCCCGCGCCUCCACUCGACCGACCAGCUCUGACCCAGGAUCAUUGGGAUGGGAAAAAAUUGAUUUGCAGCAACCAGAACAGGCCUUACCUGCCGAAUCACAGUGGCUGGGAUCAGAUGAAUGGCUGACUGUUGAGGCCUGGCCAAUGAAUGCACAGGAGCUAGAGCUGGAGCUGGAGCCUGUGGACUUUGGGUUCGAUCUUACUCGAGAGCUGUCUACACCACAGAAGGUGUCCAUCCCAGAGCGACUCAUGGAUGUGGAGUCAGAUGAAGAACUGAGUCCGGAAGAGAAGGAGACUCGUUCUCGCACCAUAGCAAAGAUAAAAAGCCUACUGUCUAAGUCGAGUGUGAGGUCUAUGGCAGAGUCCAUGGAUGCAGAGCAGAUAGAUUUCAGUGAGCUGGAUAAAGAGCUGCAGCAGCAGGAGAGAAUCAUGAGCGUUCAUCGAGCUCUCGCCACAGAGGCCUCCAUCAAGAGGAAGCAGGUCAUAGCCAAAGCCAUGUCCAUGUCGGAGUGCUAAAAAGUGUUGAGAAACUUUCUUGGGAACCCAAAGAUACAUUUUUUUGUGUUUUUUGUACCAAAUAUUUAUAAUUCACAUUCAAUCAUUCAGGUUCUCUGAUGUUCAUAACUUUUUAUAUGUGAGAUUGUUUUUAUUCAUUUUAC